Molecule: messenger RNA, 2511 nt
Organism: Fusarium pseudograminearum CS3096
Lineage: Eukaryota; Fungi; Ascomycota; Sordariomycetes; Hypocreales; Nectriaceae
Exons: 1
Coding region: 1-2511 (836 amino acids)
Source: RefSeq, a predicted model, not a curated record
AUGGUGGCAAAACAAGCCAAGGCAAGCCCACCAUGGGCAAUACCUCCCGACGAGAGACCUGGCGAAUCACGUCUACGUUGGCCCUCAUCUGUUCUGUACAAAUCUCAGUCGUCCACUGACCCGCAAAACCCGAGCGAAACCACGAUCGGUAGCCAAAACAUCAUCAAGAACGAACCGAAAAUUGUUUCGUCUACCAGGAACGCGCCCAUCAUGACGACGGAUCCCGUCUACAAAAGACAGCUCAGCGAUACCGAGUUCCGAAUCUUGAGCAUAUCUCCAGCCACGGAUGGGAGCUAUCCUAUUCAUGCUGUACUUGGAAACUACAAGAUUGAUGAUUGCCCCGAAUAUGAAACUGUUUCUUAUUGUUGGGGUGGCGAAGUCGGGGACUCAGAGCGUUAUUGCCCUGUAUAUCUUGGUGAUUACUGGGAUGUUCUUCUACAGACCAAGAAUUGUUGGUCAAUGCUUCAGUACGCCCGCCCUCAAUCAUAUCCCCGACUUAUCUGGGUUGAUGCUAUUUGCAUCAACCAAGAAGAUCACCUCGAAAAAGAGUGCCAAGUACCAAUGAUGGGAAAGAUAUACUUGAGAUGCUUGAGAGUCAUCGUGUACCUGGGAGACCAAGUUGUUAAACCGAAAGAGACCAUCUUGCGGAGGUCGUACCCAGCGCGACGUGACUUCUCUGAAUUUGACGAUGUGAUACCGGGAUCCCUGAUCGAUUCAAGUCAACUCCUCAAACUCAAAUACUUCCAGCGCCUUUGGGUUAUUCAGGAACUGACACUAGCCCCUGCUGCCCUAAUUCCCGCUCAUGGCUAUGAGUUCAGAGUUGGACCCUUAUCACAAUUAGAUUCCAGGUUACCGCACUCAGGCGAUCACGAAGUUUCGUGGAUGGGGGAAAUCUGUACCGGAUACAAGUCUAGAAGCUUGUUAAUGCUACUGCAACGCACAUGGGCUUCUCAGGCAACAGACCCCCGUGACAAGAUCUAUGGUCUACUCGGCCUCGGCUACCACGUUGAAGGGUUCAGACCAGACUAUUCUAUCUCAUUACUUCACACAUACGUCGGAACAAUCCUUCAUCUUCUCCUUGCUGAGGAAUUCAUUGAAAUUCUCACAGGAGCUACUGAUCAACCUGCGGAGUCAAAACUCCCAUCGUGGCUUCCAAAUUGGAAUCUUUUCGACAUAGGGAAACGACUCUUGUCGAUUUCACAAGCCACUCCAGAGGCACCUCCAGACGGUUUUAGCCGCAGGAAAAGAUUCAUCGAAGACAAGAUUGCCACACUUGACCGCGGUUGUGAAACCCUGGUUGAUAUGAGCAAUGAUAAAUUUUCAGGCAAAACUGGAUUGACAGCAUCAGAGUUGUGGGCCAUCGAAAAGCCAUAUGUUGACCCAUUGACUCUUGAACUGACCCUGUCAAUGGUUCAUGUUUGCAAAUUUACGUCCCGGCUGACCCAAAUCUACCGGUUCGAUUAUCACAAGCCUAUGCGCGUGUUUAAAAUCGAGGUAGCCAACUGCAGGUUGUAUAUAUGUACUUCGGAUAUCCCGCUUGAUCUGCUUGUUGAAUCUGGGAGUAACGAACUGUUUCUUCUUAAGAAGUCACAUGAUGUCACUUUAGCUCUCUUUCUGAGACGUCUAGCAGGAGAUGGAAGAUACCGCCUGCUGCAAUGUAAUUUUUGCUUCGACCUAUUCCUGUCAGGAAACCCAUCUCGUGAACCUGGCUUCAAUAGAUUGCCAAGUAAUCGAGAUGUGACUUUGAAUGCAGUAGAAGGCCAACAACUUUCACUACUCGACGGAACAGUCUCGAAAGCCCUGGCCGAAAGCGCUAAGGACGUUGAGAGAUGUUUCAAGGAGAGCCGGGACAUCUUGAAAAGAACCCCAUCCCCUGACCUGAGUGGAGUUACUUCCGCGAUCUUUGAAACAUUUUACCAACUGGUUUCAGAUGCUGGAACAUCAUUCCUUCACUCUUAUAUCGCCUUUUUAUUACAGUGCUGGCCAGGUUGUUCUGCAAGGGUUGAGCAGAAUAUUGCCUACAUGGAGCUCGAGCCGAACGAUUGGGCAAUAGCCAAUGACGCUCUGUUUGGUCCAAAUAGGUUUGUCGAUUUCGAAGUCUAUGUGCCCUCAGAAACAAAAUUUCCGGACUCGGGGACGUGGCACAAAGCUCAGCUGUUGGAUCAAACCGACAUUAAGCAGCUGAUUAAGUCACCUAUCAGAAGAACAUUCGACAUUCAGCCCCUGAGUCUUGUUUCAAGCCAUCAGACGUUCAUGAAAACCGAUGCCAUGCAUACUAUGAGCCUGAGAGUGAAAGCGGAACAACUACGGACGUGUCUCGAGUCGAGUUUUUACUAUAUUGAAGCAGUCAAAAAGUGGUAUUGCGAUAGAAUUUUGAUAAACGGGGAAUCAGUAUUGAGAUCAGAAGCAUCUUGGAACACACCUGACGCUUUCUGCUACUACCCAUGGCCAGAAUCGUUGUACGAGGACGGUCAAAAUCCUGGGAGGGUUUGCCAAGUAACUAUUGUUUAG